AUGCUACCGCAAAUCCCGCGUCCCGGCGACUACGACGUGUCGCCGGAGCACGGCUUCCUUCCGGCCGAGCUGCCGCUGCAGUUCCUGGACGACCCCUACUACCGCCCGUGGGAGACCACCGUCUCCGCUUUACAGGCGCUGAUCCUGACUCGCCGUCUGCGCGGCCUUGUUGACGCCCUGCCCGUCCUCUCGACCGACUACCUGCGUACUGAGCCCGAGUGGCGUCGGGCCUACUCCAUCCUAGCCUUCAUUGCCCACGCCUACAUCUGGGGUGGGGAUUCUCCCGUCGACAGAGUGCCCCCCUCCAUCUCUGCCCCCUUCCUGUCAACCUGCCACCACCUGGAACUGCCGCCUGUGGCGACCUACGCUGGAUUGGUGCUGUGGAACUGGCGCCCACUGGAUCCCUCGGCUCCAAUUGACAGCCUGGAGAACAUCUUCACGCUCAACACAGCUACCGGCUCCCUCGACGAAUCAUGGUUCUACCUGGUCUCCGUCGCCAUUGAGGGGCGCGCUGCGCCGACUAUUCCCCUCAUGCUAACCGCCAUGGAGGCCGUGCGGUACGGCGACAGCCACACCGUGACUGAGUGCCUGCGCUCGUUUGCGGAGCGGCUGGAUGAGCUCGGUACGCUGCUACAGCGUAUGUACGAAAACUGCGACCCGCACGUCUUCUACCACCGCAUUCGACCCUUCCUUGCCGGCUCCAAGAACAUGGCCGAUGCCGGCUUGCCCAACGGCGUCGUCUUUGACGACGGUACGUCAGCGUCUCAGCACUACGUUCAGUACUCUGGCGGCAGCAACGCCCAGUCCUCCAUCAUCCAGUUCUUCGACAUCGCUCUCGGCAUCGAGCACCGGCCCACCGGCUCCAAGCCCCAGGAGCCCUCUGCUUCUGGUCCACCACCCCCGUCGCACAACUUCAUCCAGGAAAUGCGCACCUACAUGCCCGGCCCGCACAAGCGCUUCCUCGAGGCCGUCAGCGGCGUCGCUAACAUCCGGCCUUACGUGGAGCAGCGCCGCAACGACCGCGCGCUCUGCACUGCCUUCGAUGCAUGCCUCGCCAUGCUGCGCGCCUUCCGCGACAAGCACAUCCAGAUGGUGAGCCGGUACAUCAUCGUCAAGAGCCGGGAGUCGCGCUCGCAGUCGCGCUCGCUCAGCCCCUCUUCGGCGCAUCCCCAGCGCGUCAACUUGGCUUCGGCGAAUCGCCGCCAGCAGGCCACCGUCGGGUCGGUAGGCAUGGAGGGUAGCGGCAAGAAGAAGGACCUCAGAGGCACGGGCGGCACGGCCCUCAUUCCGUUCCUGAAGCAGGCGAGGGAUGAGACGGGCGAGCCGGCCAUCGACGCUUGGGCGCGCAGGCUACUCAACAACGGGCCCGCAGACGCUGGUAGCAGCGGAAAAGGCGCACGGCUAACGAAGAUGGGCGAGCACCCAAGUGGGGAGAUGGAGAUUGUCGGAUUGGCGGGCGUGUGGAGCGUGGACGAUAGUGAGGGCGGGAUCUGCCAUUGGUAG
Diplodia corticola is the source of this 1503-nucleotide messenger RNA. Its product is annotated as indoleamine-dioxygenase. Gene Ontology annotation, cellular component: cytoplasm. The transcript is spliced from 2 exons. The record is from RefSeq and is a predicted model, not a curated record. The coding region runs from base 1 to 1503 and encodes 500 amino acids. Lineage: Eukaryota; Fungi; Ascomycota; Dothideomycetes; Botryosphaeriales; Botryosphaeriaceae. Gene Ontology annotation, molecular function: heme binding; metal ion binding; indoleamine 2,3-dioxygenase activity. Gene Ontology annotation, biological process: 'de novo' NAD+ biosynthetic process from L-tryptophan.